This is a messenger RNA of Diaporthe citri, 828 nucleotides long. RefSeq lists its product as uncharacterized. The transcript has 3 exons. The coding region runs from base 1 to 828 and encodes 275 amino acids. The record is from RefSeq and is a predicted model, not a curated record. Lineage: Eukaryota; Fungi; Ascomycota; Sordariomycetes; Diaporthales; Diaporthaceae.
AUGCAGCUCACCAGGCUCCUGUCACUGUCUACCCUCACCUUGGGGAUAUGCGCCGUCCCUUCGGUUCGCGGGGACGCGAACUUUGCGCAGGUACGGACUAGGCUACACAGAGACAUGAGCGCAAGAGACUACGACCCGCCCGAGAAAUACUUUCACGAGUCUCUCUUUCAUCCUCACUACGACGGCCGCUUUGCCGAAAAGGCCCUCCCCUAUCAUGAGCAGAAGGCUGCCCUGAAGAACCUCCUGCAGACAUACCUGGCCACCUUCUCGGACCUCGGUGUCGAGACGUGGCUGAUGCACGGCUCGCUGCUUGGUUGGUGGUGGGGCAAGAAGAUCCUGCCCUGGGACACAGACGCCGAUGUCCAGGUGUCCGAGGCUGCGAUACAUUAUUUAGGAUUUUACUAUAACAUGAGUGUCUUCCAUUACAGGACGCCGCGCAUUCCCGAGGGUCGAGACUACAUGCUGGAGGUAAAUCCGAACUACGUCAACCGAGAGCAGACGGACAAGCUCAAUGUAAUCGACGCACGGUGGAUCGAUACGACAAGUGGCCUUUUCAUCGACAUUACUACUGUCAGGUACAACCUGACGCAUCCUGAAGGCGACGGUAUCCUCUCAUGCAAAGAUGGCCAUGAAUUCAGGGAUACCUUUCUCUUCCCUCUGCGCACCACAACAUUCGAGGGAUCCCCUGCCAAGAUCCCGUUCAUGUACAAGGAGAUGCUCGAGUCCGAGUAUGGCACUCGUUCUCUCGUGAACACGGUGUUUGAGGGCCAUAAGUUCAGCGAUGAAAAAAUGGAGUGGCUACCAAACAUGAUCGAGGGCGAACUAUGA